GCACGAACGGCGCUGGCCUCUCACAUCUGGCAGCAUCCGCGCCUCCCCAGAGGAUGACCGACGUACGGCCGGAUCAGUCAGGUGUGCCUGGGCCCCUUCCAAAAGACCCUAACCGUCAUGCGUAUAUCGAGAAGGAUGCCGUAACUGAGCUGAACAGUAUACCGCUGAACGACAUUCUGGAUCAGGACUCGCGCCCUACCUUUGUGCUGGACCUGGACUCGGACUAUGUUAACUACAACCUACGCAAGGACGAGCUCCGGCCAAUCUUUUGCAACUCGGCACUCAGGCUUCACGAGACCCUGCUGGACAGUGUAACCGGCGUGACGGGCGUCGAGGAUCCCGCUGAGCCAGGCUAUUCUACAUAUCUGGAAUUCAGGUCCUGGGCCACGAGCUGGAGCAAGUUCGACGAUUCUCGCGAUGUAUUCCCCCUCACCUGUCUCUUCAUGGGAAUGCUAUGGACUGGGUCAACUGUCAGGCAACGAUUUCGGAUCAUCAGUGGGAACAGGUGCUACGAUCUCUCCCAAUUGCCCAAGGAAGCCCUGCAGGCGGGGUCUCCUAUAGAGCUAGAGUACGGAGUUAUCCCUCCAAACAAACCACCUGCUAAGGCGAUAUCAAACGAUCGCGCUGGAGACGUGCGGCCUCCCCGUAUUCUGACAUCGCGGCCUGCUAGAGCAGUUCCGGGCACGGAAACAAGUUCAACCACCUUGGUGACAUUCUCCAAAGCCAGUCGUGCCAAAGACAAAAGUUCCAGAAUCUCAACAUCGGAUGGAAAGUCCGCGAAGACCAGCGGUUCCUCGAGCUCCAUCCCCUUGUCCGCUCCCGACAAUGGCGUUCCGGACUGGACUGCUGAGCAGCCUACAGGGGUAAUGACUGACCACGUCUUGUUGGCACGUAACGUGGACUGGGCAGCUACGCCUCUUGGGCCCAUGACGAGUUGGUCGAGAGAGUUCCGCGAGGUGGCCAAUCUCGUCAUGAGAAACCCACAUCCUGCCGCCCUAUUCUGGGGCGAAGAGCUGACCAUGCUUUACAACGAGGCAUACGCCAAGGAAGUGGCUGGGAACAAGCACCCUGAGCUAAUGGGGACCGGGUUCAGUGGUCCAUUCUCCGAGCUGUGGGAUGGCGUUUCUCCUGUCUUCCGCGAGUGCGCUCGCACGGGUAAGAGUGUACGCAGGGAAAACGAUCCGUUACCGAUAGAGAGAUAUGGCUAUCUAGAAGAAACCUUCUUCUCUUGGUCCUUCAUACCUCUCUAUGGAGGAACAGACCGAAUAUUAGGAUUUUACAACGGACCAUUCGAAACAACAUACCAGACCAUCAGUAGGCGGAGACUGCAGACUCUCCGCAAUCUCGGUGAGAAACUAGCCCAAGCGAGGUCUUUCAAGCAUUUCUGGAAAUGUGUACUAGACGGUCUGGAAGACAACCAUAACGACAUACCUUUCGCUCUGCUAUAUUCCAUUACAGAUUCCGAGGACGCCGACGCAGCGUCCCAUUCUUCGGAUAGCACCAUCUCGCUGAAGUCUUGUUUUCUGGAAGGCUCCAUCGGGAUACCGGAGAACCACCCUGCAUCACCGCCCAAGCUUGAUCUCAAGCGGAGCAAGGAAGGAUUCAUCCCUGCGUUCCGCGAGGCUAUGCGGACGCGGGAACCGACCAUGCUUCAAACGAGAGAUGGCACUCUACCCGAAACGUUGCUAGAAGGCAUCGAGUGGAGGGGGACGGGAGACCCGUGUAAAGAGGCCAUUAUCAUUCCAGUUCGACCUACCAAUGGCGAAACCAUCUACGCCUUUUUGCUGAUUGGAGUCAAUCCUAGGAGAGCGUGGGACGAGGACUAUAGGGAUUUUUCAGCGAUGCUGAAUAGGCAACUAGCUACCUCGCUGGCAUCUUUCCUGCUCUUCGAAGAUGAGGUUCGGCAAAGUAGGCACGAGGCGGAAGCGGCGGCACUACAACGGGAACGAUUGUCUCAGGAGCUGCAAUUACAGACCAAUCGGAUGCGGCGUAUGACGGAGCUUUCACCCCUGGGUAUGUACCUGUUCAGUCCGGACGGUGUCCUGUUGGAAGCGAAUGACCGCUAUUUUGAGAUGACUGGCCACCGAAGGGACGUUCAGUCGGAGUUUUCCUUCAUGGACUACAUCGCGGAGAGUAGCAAGCAAACUGCCAAAGUUAUGUGGGACUCGUUGGUGAAGGACCUGAAGCCAAAGUAUGGGGAGCUGCAGCUGAAGAAUCCUAAAGUCGACACUCGUGACUUGAAUGGCGAACCUAUCGAGUAUUGGGUCUUGGCCUCGUCCAUGCCGGAGAUCGGCAUGAACGGAGAACUGGUAUCGAUCAUGGGCUCUAUCGCGGACAUUAGUCACAUGAAGUGGGCCCAGGGGCUGCAAGAGCGCCGGCUACGAGAGGCAGAAGAGACGAAGCGGCAGCAGAAUGAGUUCAUCGACAUCACGUCGCACGAGAUGCGGAACCCUCUGAGCGCGAUUCUGAUCUGCGCCGACGACAUCCGUGACACGUUAAGUCGACAUCAGUUCAGCGGCGGCGACGCUGCCGUUAUUUCUGAAUGCAUCGAAUCGGCGAAUAACAUUGCACUGUGCGUGCAGCAUCAGAAGGCCAUUGUGGACGAUAUCCUCACAGUCAGCAAACUCGACUCGAACCUGCUAGUCAUCACCCCGGUUCCAGUCCAACCCGUCACCGUCAUCCAACGCGCCAUGAGCAUGUUCAAACCCGAAGUCCAAGCCAAAGACAUCGAAUUCGAAUUUUGCCCUCAAGACUCGCUGGAGAAUCUCCAAGUCGACUGGGUGAACCUGGACCCCAGCCGCCUCCUCCAAAUCACCGUCAACCUCAUCACCAACGCCAUCAAGUUCACGCAGAGUUCCUCGAAGCGCGUCAUUUCCGUCAUGCUCGGCGCGUCGGUUGACCCGCCGGACCUGCAGAGCAAAGGAUUCGAAUACGUGCCUACACGCGGUCCGCUCGUCAACAUCACCGGGGGCGAUGACUGGGGCAACGGCGAGCUGCUGUAUAUCCGCGUGCAUGUACAGGAUACAGGCUGCGGUCUCACGCCCGAAGAGAAGCAACUCCUCUUUGAGCGAUUCGCUCAGGCAUCUCCCCGCACGCAUGCCUACUACGGCGGAAGCGGUCUUGGUCUUUUUAUAUCCCGCCAACUCGCCGAACUGCAUGGCGGCCAGAUUGGCGUGUCGUCCGAAGCCGGCGUCGGCAGCACGUUCGGCUUCUUCAUCCAGGCGCGGAGGGUGGUGGCGCCGGAGAACUACAUGUCUGGGCAGCAGCAAGGUCUGCCGCCGCCGCAGGUCACGAAGUCGGGAGAGGUAAGGCGGUAUCCGGUUGAGGAUGUGUCGACGGCGAUUCCGUCGCUUUCGACUAUAUCCGAGGCAUCCAAGCGAGGGGAUCGAGGAGAGGAGGAAGAGGAAGAAGAAAAAGAAGAAACACGCAGCCAGAGUCCGAAACAGGUGCCCACACCAGAGACAAUGACACCCAUCCUAACACCCGGCCCAUCAACCAUAACACUCCCCGCAGCCGUACGCGCGGCCGAACUCGCAGAAGCCACGGGCUCCCCCUCCACCUCUCCCAUGCACAUCCUCAUCGUCGAAGACAACAUCGUCAACCAAAAAGUCCUCUCCAAGCAGCUGCAAAAAGCCGGGUGCAUCGUCUCAACGGCGGACAACGGGCUGCACUGCCUUUCCUUUCUCUCGCGCACGCACUUUUUCUCCCCCCACGGCCCGGGGACGGGGAUCCCGCUGUCGCUGAUCCUCAUGGAUCUCGAGAUGCCCGAGAUGGAUGGGUUGACGUGCGUGGGGCGGAUUAGGGAGAUGGAGAGGGAGGGUAGGGUUAGGGGGCAUGUGCCUGUUAUUGCGGUCACGGCAAAUGUGAGGGAGGAGCAGGUUAGGUUGGCGCUGGGGAGGGGAAUGGAUGAGGUGGUUAGUAAACCGUUUCGGGUGAAGGAGUUGAUGGAGGGGAUUAGGAGGGUUCUUGGGAGGUUGGAGGGGGAUGGUUGAGGGGUGGGAGGAAGGAGGGGUGAGGGAUGUGGGAUGAUCGAUGAGUGAGGUUUGAGGGGGGAGGUGGAGAUGGCUGGAGGCAGCCAGGGCGUGGUUUGGAGUUGGUCGUACAUAAGGGCGGGAUCUUUUUUGCAUCUUUUGCAUAGCGAGCGAGCACGUACAUACAUACAUACAUAGCGGUUUCUGGCACGCUGGAUAUAGGGUUUUGCAUUUCCCGUUUCAAGAAUAUAGACCCGGCUACUUUGGAAGUAACGUAACGUUUGCUGUUUUGGAUGGAGAGACGAGUUUGUUUGUUGGUACCAUUUUCUCCUUUAUCUUAUCGAGAUUUUGCUUGCAUGAUCGAAAUAGAAAUGAGGGUUGGAUUGGGGUGGUUAUAUAUAUGUAUAUAAGAUGAAUAUACGCUGCAUACACCGU
This is a messenger RNA of Westerdykella ornata, 4406 nucleotides long. RefSeq names its product aerobic respiration control sensor protein arcB. Gene Ontology annotation, molecular function: phosphorelay sensor kinase activity. Lineage: Eukaryota; Fungi; Ascomycota; Dothideomycetes; Pleosporales; Sporormiaceae. The coding region runs from base 54 to 3992 and encodes 1312 amino acids. The transcript has a single exon. Gene Ontology annotation, biological process: phosphorylation; phosphorelay signal transduction system. The record is from RefSeq and is a predicted model, not a curated record.